Molecule: messenger RNA, 1695 nt
Organism: Stegastes partitus (bicolor damselfish)
Lineage: Eukaryota; Metazoa; Chordata; Actinopteri; Pomacentridae
Product: peroxidasin
Exons: 7
Coding region: 91-999 (302 amino acids)
Biological process (GO): cell-cell adhesion
Cellular component (GO): plasma membrane; cell-cell junction
Molecular function (GO): cell adhesion molecule binding
Source: RefSeq, a predicted model, not a curated record
CUUUCAUUUCAGAUUAGAAGCUGCGUAGGAUCUCACGAAGUCUUUUUUAUUUUCCUGACAUUUAAAGCCUUUUUUUUUCUCACCACAGUCAUGACAACACUUCUAGUUGUUGCAGUGGUCGCCUUGAUUCAUGGCAGUUAUGCAACUUUGCUCAUUAAAGGGCCAACAAAGCCAGUUCUGGAGGGAGACUCAGUCACACUGGAGUGUCAGUACUCUGACUCUGACCGCAACGUCAGCCAAGUCCGCAUUGAGGUCUUCCACAGGUACGCGCAGAUUUGGCGUCGUGCAGGUUGGGGGAGAUCUUGGUGCUUUUCUGCUGGGCAUUCCGACCUGAACGAGCUGAUCGAGGGCAGCCCCGUCCUGUUUAUUCCCCAUGUAGGAAGGUACAAUGAGGGGCCCUACCGCUGCGUUUCAGACGCCGACAAUGUGACCGAGCCAGACAACUCCUCCCAGCCGCUGACCUUCAAAGUGCAUUACAUGAGCGAGCCGGCGCUUUCCAGGAACGGCUACACCAGCUACCUGAGCGUCCCGCAGAACCUGAAGGUGCGACUCGGAGAUGACGUGGUGGUGAAGUGCUCUGCCAGUUCGUCAGAAGAGCCGAGCUUCUCCUGGCUCAAAGAGGGUAGCGACUGGAUCCUGCCUUCGUCUACGCUGACACUGAAGAAAGUGAGUGCGUCUGAUGAAGGACAGUACACUUGCAUGGCUGAGCAUCCUUCUGUGGAGUCCCUCAGCAAGAAACGCACCAUCAGCAUCACCGUCCUGCCUGAGGACGCCCCCUGGUAUGAGUCCAGUAAUGGCCGUCUCAUCUUGAUGACCUCGUCAGCGGCAGCAACUCUCGUGGUGUUCAUCCUGUCCAUGACUGUGUUCCUGUGCCGCAGGGCCAAGCAGGCCAAGACCAGCAAGGGGCCCAUUGAUGACCGGUCUCAGAAAAAGCCCAUCUACAAAGCAAGUGUUGAGUCCCUACCCUCCAUAAGCGGAGACAAACAACCUCUGGUGUGACUACACAGACAGGUGGAAGGAUGAGAAUGGGGGGAAGGAUGGAGUGAAAAAUGAGGAAGAUGGAGUGGGUGGCCAGAAAAUGAAUGAUGGCAUAAAGGAGAUGCACAAAGAGGGACACUGUGGGAGGAGAGAGGGAGGAAAGGAGGGAGGCAAAUAGGGAUAUUGGUAAACUGGGAGGAGAGCAAAAUCAAAAUCGGUAACAAGCUGGGUGUAUAAACACAGUGAAGGGCAAAUGAUUUCUUUACAGAUGCCAAAGCAGCUUUUGCUUGCGGGUGUAGGCUGCAGUUUUGCGUCUUGGACAGUGAGGUGGGCAAUUUUCUUUUCAUUUAUUCUGAAGCACGAAAAAUGGGGAGCUACGUUCUUAUCAAAAUGAUGAUGAAGAUUUUUGUAUAUUUGUACGAGUUGAAAAGACUCCACAUGCAAUUCUCUCCUUUCACUUGCAAACAUAAUUGCUCAGCUGUUUAUUAUGAAUGAAACAUUUUGGUGAUAGGCCGAGGUUUUAUUUUGUUGAUUUGUUUCCCUUUCAGCCUUUUUUUCUCCCCCAAAUCAGAACCGGCUCAAAGCAGCUUUGAGAGCGCUACUAUAAUAUCUUUACUGUGACAGCUCUCGAGCACAUUGCACUCUCAUAUUUAAUUUACUGUACUUUGGAUAUCUGAGAUAUUAAAUGGCUUUUACAAAAAAAAAAAAAAAACGUUA